This is a messenger RNA of Coccomyxa subellipsoidea C-169, 882 nucleotides long. RefSeq lists its product as hypothetical. The record is from RefSeq and is a predicted model, not a curated record. The transcript has 11 exons. The coding region runs from base 1 to 882 and encodes 293 amino acids. Lineage: Eukaryota; Viridiplantae; Chlorophyta; Trebouxiophyceae; Coccomyxaceae.
AUGGCUCUGAACAAGGUCCUGGCGUGUCUUUCCCUGGUCCUGUUUGCGGUCUCCUCGGGACCACCCAUUGGCGCUUCAGCAGAGAUCAGUGAAGUUGUGGACGUCAAUUAUGGGAUCUCAAACCCCUGCGAGUGGGUCGAAGAAGUGAUUGGAGGAAUUCCUGCAGACAGAAUUGCCUUUGACAGCCAAGGUUGCCGCAAGCUGUUGAGCUCUGCUGUAGAGGAUUCUGCGGCCUUCGAAGAGAACUGGGAGCACACCCGCCCGGCACUGACCUCGCCAGGCGCUCGCCGCCUGGCCGACUGGAGGCGUGGCAGCCGCUUCAAUGGCGGCGGCUCUUCCGCAGCUGCGGCAGCCGCCGCAGCUGCCGCAGGGAGGAACUCGGCAGCGGCGGCUGCGGCUGCGGCGGCUGCCUGUCGUGGGCGUAAGCUGACAGAGCACGAGCAUGAGUCAGCCUCAGCAGGUGGCCGCAAGCUGGCCGACUGGUGGGGAGGAGGCUUCAACCGCUUUGGUGGCAGCUCGUCCGCUGCCGCCGCUGCAGCUGCGGCAGCCGCAGGGAGGAACUCGGCAGCUGCAGCGGCGGCUGCCGCAGCAGCUUCCCGGGGCCGCAAGCUGGCGGAGUGGGACCACGGCAGCUCAGCAGCAGGUGCUCGCAAGCUGAACGACUGGGGCGGCGGCCGCUUUGGCGGCGGCGGCCGCUUUGGCGGCGGCAGCCGCUUUGGUGGCGGCGGCGGAGGCGGCUCCGCGGCAGCAGCUUCCAGCGCAGCUGCCGCUGGUGGUGGAGGCCGGGACGGGGGUUCAGCCGCGGCCGCAGCUGCGGCAGCUGCCGCCGCCGGGCGCAACUCUGCCGCCGCCGCUGCAGCCGCAGCCGCCGCGGCGGGGUGA